Oncorhynchus tshawytscha (Chinook salmon) is the source of this 3010-nucleotide messenger RNA. Its product is annotated as neuronal acetylcholine receptor subunit alpha-7-like. Gene Ontology annotation, biological process: regulation of membrane potential; signal transduction; chemical synaptic transmission. The record is from RefSeq and is a predicted model, not a curated record. Gene Ontology annotation, molecular function: transmembrane signaling receptor activity; acetylcholine-gated monoatomic cation-selective channel activity. Gene Ontology annotation, cellular component: postsynaptic membrane; neuron projection; synapse. Bases 263 to 1789 code for a protein of 508 amino acids. The transcript is spliced from 10 exons. Lineage: Eukaryota; Metazoa; Chordata; Actinopteri; Salmoniformes; Salmonidae.
CAAGUCUGUCACUGCAGCGCAAUCAUAUCGAGAGACCAGACAGACCCCUCUGUUGUCAAACAUAUUUAGUAGGAGGGGCGGCGGCUGCGGCUUUAUCUAGGUCCCAGUCCCACUGCUGCCUCCUCCUCUGCUCACAUCUCUUCCCGCCUUCACACUUCAGUGAGGAAGACUAUGGAGGAUGAUCAUUGAUGUUUGAUAUUUGUAUGAAUUAAAAUACAUCCGGAGUUCAGCGGGUCUAUGCCAGACACUUCUAUUGAACGCAAUGAUGGGUCCAUGGAACGCUCUCCUCUACAUUGCAGUCACUGUCUGCCUAUUGAAGGUGUCCCUCCAAGGGGAACCUCAGCGGAGGCUGUACAAGGAUCUUAUGACCAACUACAACCCACUAGAAAGGCCAGUGUUCAAUGACACCCACUCUCUCACCGUCAACUUCAGCUUUAGUUUGAUGCAGAUCAUGGAUGUGGAUGAGAAGAACCAGGUUUUAACAACCAACAUAUGGCUGCAGCUGUACUGGAAUGAUUAUUACCUGCAGUGGAAUCAGUCUGAGUACCCUGGGGUGGCCAAUGUGAGAUUCCCUGAUAGCCAAAUCUGGAAGCCAGACAUCCUGCUGUAUAACAGUGCCGACGAGAGGUUUGAUGCUACCUUCCAUACCAAUGUGUUGGUCAACUCCUCUGGGUCCUGCUCCUACUUGCCUCCAGGCAUCUUCAAGAGCACCUGCUACAUCGAUGUGCGCUGGUUUCCCUUUGAUCUCCAGAGGUGUGACCUGAAAUUUGGCUCUUGGACCUAUGGGGGCUGGUCUCUGGACCUACAGAUGAUCGAGGCAGAUAUCACAGGUUACAUCCCCAACGGAGAGUGGGACCUAGUCGAGGUGCCGGGGCGCAGAAACGAGCGCUUCUACGACUGUUGUAAGGAGCCUUACCCUGACGUAACCUUUACUGUGGUGAUGCGUAGACGUACCCUCUACUAUGGCCUCAACCUCCUCAUCCCAUGUGUUCUCAUCUCCACCUUGGCCCUGCUUGUCUUCCUACUGCCUGCAGACUCUGGGGAGAAGAUAUCACUGGGGAUAACAGUGCUGCUCUCACUGACCGUCUUCAUGUUGCUGGUUGCAGAGAUCAUGCCUGCAACCUCUGACUCAGUACCUCUAAUCGCUCAGUACUUUGCCACCACCAUGGUCAUUGUGGGUCUCUCUGUGAUCGCUACGGUUCUGGUCUUACAAUAUCACCAUCACGAUCCUGAUGGAAGCAAGAUGCCUAAGUGGACUCGGGUGAUUCUGCUCAACUGGUGCGCCUGGUUCCUGCGUAUGAAGCGGCCCGGUGAGGACCGUGUACGCCCGGCCUGCCACAACAAGCAUCCCCAUGGGAGCCUCACCAGCAUGGACCUGAACACCAGCGCCUCAGCCCCCCACUCCACCAACGGCAACAUGCUCUACAUCGGCCUGGAGAGCAUGCACUACACUACAGCUGCCACCUCCCCCGACUCCGGAGUGCUGUGCGGCCGUCUGGUGUGUGGUCGAGGGGAGGACGAGGUGCUCUUGCCCACGCGGCCCACCUCUUCGGCGGGGAGCCUGGAGCCCGAUCUGGCCAAGCUCCUGGAUGAGGUGCGCUACAUCGCCAAGCGUUUCCGCGACCAAGAUGAGGAUGAGUUGGUAUGCAACGAGUGGAAGUUUGCGGCGUCAGUGAUCGACCGGCUCUGUCUCAUGGCCUUCUCUCUCUUCACCAUCCUCUGCACCAUCGGUAUCCUCAUGUCGGCACCUAACUUUGUAGAAGCCAUUUCCAAAGACUUCUUUACCUGAGAGUUUGAAACGUUCACAUGCUUUAGCCAAUAAAUACACUACAUUGUUUUUGAAAUCUCACAUUACAAGACACAUACUUAUAUCAAAUGAUUGAAUAUUUGUCUGUGAUAUAGAGAGAGAAUACAUUAUGUCUGCAUAAAUAUUCAAUUUACAAGGUGUACAGUUUUUUCACAUUCAACUAUUUCCCUGCAGGAUGCUGCAGGAUGUCAUCUGGUGGAAAAUCGUGUUGUAUGUAACUGGCUUAAAGGAAUCUAGGCCUUAGAUGUUACAGCCAAACAACACAGAAGAGGUAAUAGCCAUGCCUUGUAUAGCUUUAUAAAUACCAAGGUUACUUCAAUUGAAUCCAAUGUGUUUUUGUCCACUUGAGUAAUUGCUUGUUGGCUUCCCUUUAUAACUCUCUCAGUUCAAAACGUUCCAAACCUUUUCUCUUAUGUGGUGUAAAGAACAAUAGAUGGAUACCUUUGGGUUCAAGGUUUCUGGCAAAGUUAUUGUUGGUUUUGUGUUUGUAGAUCGUGUGGUGAUAUGUAGUGUGUAGUUUUCUGUGAUUUGAAAAUAUCCAUCACAAAAACACCUUUUUGAGUUUUGGCAACUUUAUUGCAUCAUCAUCAUCAUCAUCAUCAUCAUCAUCAUUAUGUCUACAAGAACAAAACAUAAUACUCCAUCAGCAUUAUGUUUGCACCUGUACAUUUAAAAAAAAACUAAAACUGAUUUAAUUGCCUUUUUGUUUAUUUACUGAUCAUUUCAAUACGUCGUAGUGCUUGGGCUUAUAAAGCAUCCCUAGAAGAUUUGUGACAGGUGCAACAUGUCCUCCAUCAGCUUGGUCUCAUAGACUAGACGUAGCAUAGUAAAUAUAAAUCCGGGACUCUCAAAUGAGUAUAUGUUAUGUUUGGUAUGGUGACAUAAGACAGUGUCUUGGAUUUGCGUAAAUAAUCAUAUGAAAUGCUCUAAGACCAGGUGGCCUCCAUUCAUCACAUUCUCACUAAGGUGUUUGUUACCACUUGUUUUUGUUGUUGUGUAUUUAACAGUUUUACGGUAGAUGCUGUACAUGGAGUUUGAGGACUGAUUAUGUCAGUGCAUUCUCCCUCUCUAAAACACAUGAAUGGAAUUGAACCUGUUUUGAUUGAAGCUUCAUCUUCUUUUAUUCCAUUAUCAAGUAUCUGUGCCACAUACAGUAUAUGUUUUGUGGACUCUCACAAAUAAAUGUAUUUUUCUAGAUGUGAA